AUGUCGGACCGGCAAGAUCAAAGGGAAUAUUCCCCCUCCCCCUCCCUCUUGACUGGACAAGAACAUCAGAACCUCCAAAAAAGAAUCACUGCAAUUCAUACGGCCAAAUCUAAGAAGCUAGAAGCAUGCAGGUACUCUUUACCACUGAGGGUGGAGUAUUCUGUAGAAGAGCUGCGAAAGAUCCUUCGACUCACUGGAUGGCCGAAGAUUCUUCUCGGUGGACUGAACGAUUCGCACUCUGGAGGACCUGGCAGGCCAUCUACUGAAGUUCAGCUCAUUCCCUCGUGAGCGUUGAGCCGUCCUCGAUCUUACAGGAUGGUCGAAAGGUUCGAAUCCAGCUCUUUGGUGUUCGGCUCAUCUCGGAAAGAGUCCACAGUCAUCGGCGUUCUUCAAGUCCUCAACUUCCUCCGGACCCUUCGCUCCGGAAUUUUUCUCCUUUUCCCGGAUCUUCUUGUCUCCUUCCCGAGUCUAUCUCUUGAGGUUACUUUUACUCGACGAGAUGUCGUGUUGUAGCAGGAGAAUCGAAGGAAGAAGAGAUCGAAG
This is a messenger RNA of Nezara viridula (southern green stink bug), 543 nucleotides long. The record is from the annotation of a GenBank genome assembly. Lineage: Eukaryota; Metazoa; Arthropoda; Insecta; Hemiptera; Pentatomidae.